AUGGAUGGGACAAGAGUACCAAGCCUGGAUACAUUCACGCGCUGGUUUUGUGUUGGCCAUGGUGACGAUUUCCGCAAGGAACGACACCAAAAAAUCCUACGGACCGAAGAAGCGCAAGGAUUGCGAUCACUCAAAUCUGAUCAAGGCGUUAUUUUUGUUCGCGCUGACAAAGGUGGCGCUAGUCUCAUCCUGUACAAAGAGGAUUAUGUCAACAAGGCGAAUGCAAUUUUCAGUGACACAAACGCCUACACUCUCCUCGCCGAAGAUUCGACGAAAAAGAGCGCUGUAGCCAUCAAGAAAAAGAUUACUCAGCUCGCCCGCCAAAAAGUGAUGAAACCUGAUGACGCCAUGUGGAUGAACCUCGGUAAUCCCCGCACCGAACGUGCAUAUGGUCUCCCAAAAGUGCACAAACCGGAUACUCCACUGCGGAUCAAAGUACCACUCAUUGGGUCACCCACUUACAAUAUGGUUGAGGUUGUACAGGAAUUUGAAUCACCUACCUCAUGGAUCAGAGCACAGCAUCAACAACUCACAGGCAUUCCUUCGUAG
Molecule: messenger RNA, 549 nt
Organism: Dibothriocephalus latus
Lineage: Eukaryota; Metazoa; Platyhelminthes; Cestoda; Diphyllobothriidea; Diphyllobothriidae
Source: the annotation of a GenBank genome assembly